Prorocentrum cordatum is the source of this 2916-nucleotide messenger RNA. NCBI's taxonomy places the organism in Eukaryota, Dinophyceae, Prorocentrales, Prorocentraceae. The record is from the annotation of a GenBank genome assembly.
AUGGCGUGCUCCCAUGCGGCAUGCCCGCUCUACGGCGCGCUCCCCGCGUCGGCCGACGAGCGGGGCAGAUGCCGGCGUUGCGGACAGACCCUGCCUGGCCACCGCGUCCCCGGGGAUGUCGCGCUGGAGGGUGCCGCGAUGCAGGAGGAUGCCGCUAUGCAGGAGGUGCCUUCCGGCGCCACGCAGUCCAUGGCGGCAUUGCAGAUGGACGUCGCCUCGGGUGUUCCCUCCCCGCCCACGGUGCUACCGGAGAUGUUGCACCACUUCCAGCUGAUCCAGCCGCUCGUGGAUGGUUCUGCUGACGCCCGGUCGCUCCCGAUUCGGCUUCCCACGGGGGUCAUAGAGUUGCAGGUCAUCCUUACGAAACUGGGCUAUCACACGAAGUCCCAGGACAUGUGGGAGUUCUUAGGCUUCGCCAAGCUGGAGGGCCCCGACCCCACGGACGUGGACAUCUUGGCGCGAGGCCGUGCUGCCUCCACUCUCAUCUCCCUCAUCUCCGCCUCUGAUUGGCCACAGGACGAUGUGAUGCAGGCCAAGGCCUUGAUGGACAAGGUCUCUGCCGCAGUCGCGCACUGCGAGGUGGAACUUGCGCGGGUGCUCAAAGAGCGCCGCCGAUUCAGACCUGACCUGCUGCAUCUGUUUAAGGAGCUGGGGAUUGAGGCGCUGGCGGCCAUCAAGGAGACCGCGCAGAUCCCACGCAUUGAGAUCUACACGCAGUGGUCCGACGUCUUGCGUGCCGGAGACCCUGAUGCUCGGACACCUGCUGAGACCCGCGUCUUGGCGGUGAAGGCGGAGAAGGGCAACGAGGCGUUCUGGGACGACCUGGCCGGGAAGUCGGCGGUGUUCUGGACCCCCUCCGACAACAACUCGCUGACCCGCCUCCUGGCCGCCUUCUGCGGCGUUCCGACCCCGCCUCGCGCCCCGCUACCCUCAUCUUCGUCUCAGCCAUCCCCGCGACGACCGGUUUUGAACAGCAUCUCCAACAUCACCGACGUUUGCCAUUUCCCGCUCCUAUCUUCCACGUGGUUUCCUAUCGUCAAAGAUGUUGCCUUCAUCCCCUUCCUGUUCGAGGUCGUCUCGCCCACGAUGUCCGGAAUCCCUCGUGUCGGACGCCAGGGUUUGGCGUUAUUCUCCUUGCGGUUCGGCGGGCUACAAACGGUCCCUCGACUGAUCAACAUGGCCUCGCUCCUCCAGCUGCCCGAGGUGAAGGCGGUUACGUUCGACUUGCUCGUGGAUGGCCUUCCUGACUUCUUGUCCUUAUGCUCCCUACCACUCCUGACGGGUACGGUCCCUCGCGCUCGCCGAAGGAGCCCGCUCAGCACCUCGGAGACGCCGCGCAUUUCAGUGGACCUUGUUUUCCCGAGCCACCUCGCGCACUUCGACGUUAUCUCUACGCUCGGCGAGCUGCGACGUGCUCAUCUUCCUGGCUCUACCUUCUUCGGCCUCAAAGGGUUGGUGUCCGACUCCGACACCUUUAUCCUGGAGUGUAACGGGCAGGGGGUCUUCCGCCACUACUGGCCCCUCUGCUCGCAGGUGUGCAUCUUGAGCCCGACGAAGUUCCUGCUGGUGUUGGACGCGUCGGCUGGUUCUUGGAAGGGCGCCAUAGGCGAAGUCUGGCAGCAGGACGCCGCCAGCGCUGCGACGCGGCUGAAACGCCGUCCCUCGCGGUUCGGUGGGCGAGUCAUCGCCGCCCCUGCCGCUGUAGCCCCCCGCGCUGCGGCUGCCAAGCGUCGCGCAGGCAAGGCCCACUCCAUCUCGGGCUACCUCGCCGAGAUCAGGGUGCAGGGCGAAAUCGGGCUCCAGGACAACGAGGUGCUGAACAGGCUCAUGCAGCACGCGGUCGUGUCUACGGGCCUCUCCUUGUCCCUCGCCUCCGAUCCCGACAACCUCCAGGCCGGGGGGUGCGCUCCUGUGGGCCGCGGCCGCUUAGCCGCCGCCAGAGGGGUCAUCAAAGUGCUGACUAAGGACAAGGCGGACGUCCGCAAGCUCCACGGCGCCUUGCGCAACAAGGCCGUCCAGGUAGGUCAGGGCCCCAUCCACAUCCAGGUUCGCAAUGACUUGCUGGAGUUGGCCGCUGGUGAGAGGUCAGGGGCUGGCCUCGGAAUUUAUUGCAUUGACGAGCUGGGGCACUCGAGCUUCGCCGUGUUCGUCGUCUUCCACGCCCGCGUGCCGUCGGCGCCCUGCCUGCUGAUCGGCUGCUUCCUCCUCCGCUAUCUCGUCCACCUCCUGCCGCUCUCGCAUGGCCGCGGGCAGUUCCAGGGGGGCUUCUCGAUGACCUUCUGGAACGCACAGGCCUUAUUCGCUUCAGAUGUCUACCGCUUCUCCGCUAAGAGUGCGCACGUGCACAAGCUGUUGCAGAAGUCCGACAUAUGCUUAAUUACGGAGGCCCACGGCUCCGAGACACGCAACUCCACUUGGCGAGCCCCCCUGGGCACAACCGCCUGGUGGUCGGAAGGAGCUUCGGCCGGCCGCGCUGGCGUCGGGGUCGUCGUCCGCGAUUCUUUCCUGAAGCAGUUCUCCGAGCAGCCCCUGCGGGUCCACAUGUGGCGAGGCCGCGCUGCCAAGCUAUGCUUACGCGGCCCGAUGGGUGCCUUUGACAUCAUGGUGGUCCACGGGCAUGCCGGCAGCGCGCAGACCCCGACCGAUAGCGACAUGGGCGGGGUCCUGCGCCCCCGGCGCGCCGAUAUUCAUUCUUUGUGCGAUAUCCGGUCUCUGCUGCGCUCCAAGAUCAGCGACUCUCUCUCCCCCGCGGAGGGCUGCCUCGCUCUCUUGGGGGGUGAUUUCAAUUGGGUUAUUGCCGACAGGGACAGGAUCGCAUUGCGCACCAUGGAGCCUUCUGGCCAUCGAGACGCAAGGAGCGAGAGACAGUUCAAGGCCACCGUCGGCGACGAGUACGGUUUCGCAGAGAUGUUCUAG